CUGAAUUUCCAAAGACAGCGAAACAAAGCGAGUCACUCAAGGACAAAAAGUGUCUGUUCUUCUUGUUAAUUCAACAAAUCCGCAAAAUAACUCACAUAAAAUUUCUCUCGUCCAUGAUCCAGAAUUGCUCGUUCAUUCGAAUUUCAGAUGAAGGCUCCUCCGGAAAGGACUAAAGUGGUUAUUAGGCAUUUGCCUCCGUCUCUGGUUCAGUCCGAUCUCCUCCAACAAAUUGAUGAUCGCUUUGCUGGUCGGUUUAAUUGGUUCUCUUUUCGUCCCGGAAAGAACAGUUACAAGCAUCAGAAGUAUUCCCGUGCAUACAUAAACUUCAAUUGUGCUGAAGAUGUUUUUGAGUUUGCUGAAUUCUUUGAUGGACAUGUCUUUGUUAAUGAGAAAGGUGCCCAACACAAGGCCAUUGUUGAAUAUGCACCUUUCCAGCGUGUUCCAAAGUUGAGUACCAAAAAGGAUGGUCGUGAAGGGACUAUAUAUAAAGAUCCAGACUACCUUGAGUUUCUCAAAGUUAUUGCAAAACCUCCUGAGCAUCUUCCUAGUGCGGAAAUACAGUUGGAAAGAAAAGAAGCUGAGCAAGCUGGGGUUGCCAAGGAAGCACCAAUUGUCACUCCAUUGAUGGAAUAUAUUCGUCAAAAGCGUGCAGUUGGGAAUGGCGCACAGGCUUCACCAGUUGUGACAAAAAUUAGCAGAAGAGCCAGGGCGGCUUCAUCCAGCAAGCCUGCCUCAGAGAAUACUAGACGAGAGAAGAAAAAGUAUGUUCAGAAGGACAAUGCCAAAAGUAGUAAUCGGAAAGACAAAUCAAGCUCUACUGGGGCUCCCCGGCGACAAGAUCAACCAUCUGCAUCUAGUUCAAAAGCAAUAUCUGAAAUUGGAGCUGCGCAUGGAUUUGAAGGACCUAUCUCAGCCAUCCCUCUGCCUGCUGGCUCUGGAAAGAAAAAAAUCCUGCUGGUUAAAGGGAAAGAACGAGAAAUUCUCAAUGCUGCCGAGAGUAUGGCACAACAGCAAAGUGUACAAUCUGGAAAUCCUGCUGUUCCCACUGCUUCAAAGCAAAACCAGAGACGCGAAUCUAGUGGAAGAUUGAUUAGGAGCAUACUUCUAAAUAACGAAGCUCGUCAAAGCCAGUCUGCAACUUCUGCUCAACAGAAAGUUCAGAUCUUGAGUUCUGAGAAUGGUAAGCGGCCACCUCGGAAUAUAAGUGCACGGUCUGGGACAAAUGGUCUAGUCUCCAAUCAUGAUGCAGGCCAAGUUAAUUCUGAGGGGGAUUCUAAAAGGCCGUUGGAUGAGAAGUUCUUAAAAAGGGAUCUGCAUGGUUUGGGCAGCGGUGAAAAAGCAGAAAGACGUGCUAGAAACAAGGAUAGACCUGAUCGUGUUGUUUGGACUCCUCUUCGUCGAUCUGAUGUUUCUCACCCUGUUAACGAGCACUCAACAUCCUCCGUGUCUCAAUCUACCCUGUCACAUCCUGAAUCAGUUGAAGUGCCUGCAGGAGAAAUGAGAGAUGAUGUCUUUUCUGGAAACAGAAAGGGGGAAUACUCAGCCUCUGCUGGUGGUCGUAAUAGUUCCUUUCUUGAGAAUGGUUCUCAAAGACAUUUUGUUCGUCGUGGAGCUGCCCAUACAGUGAAGGAUGAUGCUGCAGUCAGCUUAAGUGAAGCAAAACCUUCUAAGAAAGUUGUAAGUGGGCAUGGGGCUCAUGAGAAGCAAGUGUGGAUUCAGAAAUCUUCUUCAGGGUCAUAAAAUAUCUAAAGGUGGUUUGCGUGACUGACAGAUUACGGACCACUACAACAGCAAUAAUUCCUCGAAGUUUUGGGGCGGAUCAUUCCUGCUAUGAGCUAUGGUCUCCGUUAGGGUCCUGCUACGAGCUAUGGUCUCCAUUAGGGAUCGUCCUUAAUGAAUUCAGGUCAACCCCAGGCUGGGCUAUUUUAAAAG
This is a messenger RNA of Neltuma alba, 1932 nucleotides long. RefSeq names its product regulator of nonsense transcripts UPF3. Lineage: Eukaryota; Viridiplantae; Streptophyta; Magnoliopsida; Fabales; Fabaceae. The record is from RefSeq and is a predicted model, not a curated record. Gene Ontology annotation, cellular component: nucleolus; cytoplasm. Bases 148 to 1740 code for a protein of 530 amino acids. The transcript is spliced from 13 exons. Gene Ontology annotation, biological process: positive regulation of translation; nuclear-transcribed mRNA catabolic process, nonsense-mediated decay. Gene Ontology annotation, molecular function: mRNA binding.